AUGGCUCUUCAUCCCAAAUUUUCGGGUCAGAAGUUGUUGACAGCCAACUUACAGCAACCAUGGCAUACCCUCGAACUAUACCUUGAUUAUGUCUGCCCUUACUCCGCAAAGCUAUUCAGCACAUUCUACACAUCGGUGAGACCAAUUAUCUUACAAAAUUAUCAAUCAAGACUUCAGGUUGUCUUUCGUCAGCACGUUCAACCUUGGCAUCCAUCAUCCACUCUGACGCAUGAAGCUGGUGCGGCGGUGUUGAAAAUAGCCCCAGACAAGUUCUGGGAAUUUAGCGCUGCACUGUUCAGUCACCAAGAAGAAUUUUUUGAUGUCAGUGUUGUUAACGAGACACGCAACAAAACAUAUCAGAGACUUGCGAAGAUAGCCGCGACAGUUGGUGUGGAUGAACACGAGAUGCUCGAAUUAUUGAACAUCAGCGAAGUUAUUGCUGAUGGACAGUUGAAUACCGGCAACAAGGUGACGAAUGAUAUCAAAUUGAUGGUCAAGUCAGGUCGAACAAUCGGCGUCCAUGUAUCUCCGACCGUAUAUUUCAAUGGCGUCGAGGAACCAGGUAUCAGCAGCAGCUUCACGGCCACACAAUGGGAGCAAUGGCUGGCCAUGAAUGUAGCGUAG
This is a messenger RNA of Aspergillus luchuensis, 624 nucleotides long. RefSeq names its product DsbA family protein. Lineage: Eukaryota; Fungi; Ascomycota; Eurotiomycetes; Eurotiales; Aspergillaceae. The transcript has 5 exons. The record is from RefSeq and is a predicted model, not a curated record. Bases 1 to 624 code for a protein of 207 amino acids.